AUUUAUUUAUUUACUUACUUAUUAUUAUUCGUCAAGAAAUUUCCUAAAUAGAACCCUGGAAACCCUAGGUACUCGAUAAACCCUAGAUCAUCAUGAAGAGCAAGAAGCCACUGCGGCCGCUCCAGCUCGCAGUGCCCGAUGAAGCGAUCCAAGUCGACAAGUUCCUGACAGCUAGUGGGACGUUUCAGGAUGGAGAUCUUCGUUUGAAUCAGAAAGGACUUCGAUUGAUGUCCGAAGAUAGCGGUAGUCAACCACCGGACAUUAAAGAGUUUGAGACACAAUUUGCACUAGAAGAUCUUGAGACCAUCAAAGUUAUUGGGAAAGGUAGUGGGGGUGUUGUUCAGCUUGUUCAACACAAAUGGACGGGAUCAUUAUUUGCUUUAAAGGGCAUACAGAUGAAUAUUCAAGAGACAGUCCGCAAACAAAUUGUCCAGGAGCUUAAGAUAAAUCAGUCAUCACAAUGCCCACAUGUUGUUGUUUGUUACCACUCUUUCUAUCACAAUGGCAUUAUUUCUCUUGUCUUGGAAUACAUGAACCGGGGAUCUCUUGUGGAUAUAAUCAAACAAGUCAAGACCAUUCUGGAGCCAUAUCUUGCAGUUCUCUGCAAGCAGGUAUUGGAAGGUCUGGUAUAUUUGCAUCAUGAAAGACAUGUAAUCCAUAGGGACAUAAAGCCAUCAAACUUGUUAGUGAACCACAAAGGUGAAGUGAAGAUUACUGAUUUUGGAGUCAGUGCUGUGCUUGCUAGCUCCAUGGGUCAGCGAGAUACAUUCGUGGGUACCUAUAACUAUAUGGCGCCUGAACGGAUCAGUGGAGGUUCAUAUGACUAUAAAAGUGAUAUCUGGAGUCUGGGUCUUGUAAUACUUGAGUGUGCUAUAGGUCGUUUUCCUUACAUACCAACUGAACAAGAAGAAGGUUUUCUGAGCUUUUACGAACUGCUUGAGGCCAUUGUUGAUCAGCCACCACCCAUUGCUCCACCUGAUCAAUUUUCACCGGAGUUCUGUUCAUUUAUAUCAGCUUGUGUACAGAAGGAUCCUCAGGAAAGGAUGUCAUCUCUGGAGCUGCUGAGUCAUCCAUUCAUCAAGAAGUUUGAAGACAAGGACAUUAGUCUGGGGGUUCUUGUGGAUGGCUUAGAUCCUCCUGUAAAUUAUCUGGGCUAAUGUGCGAUGUAUAUUUUAUGUACGCAUUAAUGACGAACUUGAGAGAAAACCAAUGCUGCCAUCAGCUUAAUGCCAGUGUAUGCGAUUUGCACAGAGAGAUGGCAUAAAAUGAAUGCGUGACUGUUGAACGUAAACGCUCCAGGUUGGGCUAUAGUUUUCUGCAAGUCCUCCUGAAAAUGCGUAAGGAUUUAUUCAAUCAAUUAAAUGAGAGAUUUGAGAUGGCUUUUGCAAAAUGCUUUUAAAUGUUUAUAUACUCGAAUAAUAGUUAUGUUUUUAAGCAGUUGUGCUUUUUCAGUAUAAUAUCCUGUAUUACUUCGUCA
Messenger RNA from Asparagus officinalis (garden asparagus), 1477 nucleotides. Its product is annotated as mitogen-activated protein kinase kinase 1. The transcript has 8 exons. Gene Ontology annotation, cellular component: cytoplasm. Gene Ontology annotation, biological process: protein phosphorylation; MAPK cascade. Gene Ontology annotation, molecular function: MAP kinase kinase activity; protein serine/threonine kinase activity; ATP binding. Lineage: Eukaryota; Viridiplantae; Streptophyta; Magnoliopsida; Asparagales; Asparagaceae. The record is from RefSeq and is a predicted model, not a curated record. Bases 93 to 1157 code for a protein of 354 amino acids.